AAACCAAAGAAGCCUGGUAUUGAUUGGUCCUGGUUCAGAUCGAUGGCAGAAGCUGGGCUGUGAUUGGCCAAGCGCUCUUACUGUGAUAAUUGCCCGCGAAUUUAAAAGACCCCGCGUCAGUUGUCUGCUGGGACCGUCAUCCUAGGACCCUACGCCAGCACUGUGUACGGUUUCAUCACAUCUGGUGUGUAACCGACUACUAGCAAAUCCCCUUUAUAGCCAUGGAUGAAUCAGAGAACACUGCGCCUACAAAGCCGUUUGAAUACUGUCAUAAAAGGAAUCGGCCUUGUUCCAAGCCGAAGGGCCACCCCAGCAGAUGUGACUCGAAGCGGCCAUUGGAGCAUCGGCAUCAGUUCUGGCUGAACAGCGCUAAGCAUCAGAAACAACAAGAACAGGAAAAGGACAACAAUGUGGCACUCGAGAACACACAACAUUCAGAUGUUCCAGAAACGCCAGCCAAAGAGUCCAUUGCUCCAGCCAAACAUCAAAAUACCACAGUUACAAGGACACAACAGUCUUUAGAGCCAGGUGUGACACAAACGCCAGUCAAGGAGUCCAUUGUUCCAACCAAACAUCAAAAGACCACAGUGACGAUUGCAAGGACGAAAACGCGUCCGAAGAAAUCGGCGCGGUCUAAAAACAGCUUGCCCAGUCAGGCUACGGCGAUAGCUCCUUGGAUGUAUACCGAGCGUUACAAAACCAAACAGAAGAGGGAAUACGAAGAGCUUCUGGAGAGAAAGAAGGAUUUGGAGACGGAGGUGAGAAGACUAGAGACUAAGGUGGGACGGGAGACAGGAGUCGGCAUGGUGGCAGCAGGUUUCCAUAAGAACGGCCUGUGAACGAGAGCAGCUAAAGGCAGAGCGAGAGGAGCUGCGUAUCCAAGGCGAAGUACUGAAGGCAAAGCACAAGUUGUCAGCAGAGCAUUGCCGCGUGUGUCACUCAUUGUCAUCUAGCUGAAGUACAUCGAUAUCAAUCAUUUGUCAUAGUGUGUACUGUGUAGUCAAACAUGCACAAGAGACAAACUUUAAGUACAUACAUACAUCAUCGACCAGCGGUCGGAACCAGGCAAGUACAGAUUUCAACCAACUUUAAGUACCAAGAGCAGAACGGGAGGAACUAAAGGCAGAGCGGGAGGAGCUUCGUAUCCAAGGCGAAGUACUGAAGGCAAAGCACAAGUGGGCAGCAAAGCGUUGUCGUGUGUGUCACUCAUUGUCAUCUAGCUGAAGUACAUCAAUCAUUUGUCCUAGUGUGUAGUCAAACAUGUACAAGAGACAAACUUUAGAUAAGGACCAAAAGCAGAACGGGAGUAGCUAAAGGCAGAAUAAAAGGAGCUGCUCAUCCAAGGCGAAGUACUGAAGGCAAAGCACAAGGUCAAGGGGUCAGCAUAGCGUUGCCGCGGGUGUCACACAUUGUCUGAAGCAUAUAAAGUAUUUGUCGUAGUGUAUAUCAUCAGUCACUGGGUUCUGCAUCUAUAGUCUGGAAAGUCCUAUAGCUGCAUUCAGUCUUUCUUCAUCCUUUUCGUAGUGUAUAUACUAAGUAGUUUGUAUACGAAGGGUUUAGUCUGAGUGUUUUUGAAGCGACUCCUGUUAUUACCUGUCUGCUCCGGUGUGAAAAGUAGACAAUAGUGUCGUCCGCAUAUAUAGCCACCUUACAUGACUGUACACAUUUAGGCAGGUCGUUGAUGUACACAAUGAAAAGGAGGGGUCCAAAAAUGAACCCCUGGGGAACACCGCAAGUGUUUUAAAAAUUGUGCGCAACAAGGACAGCUAACAAUGAUUUGAGCAACGUGGGAUCUUUCACAUGCAUACAAAGAAAGACAAUAAAAGCUAUCUGAAUUGUCUAACCGUUAACAAAACACGUCUGAUUACUUGAGUAUCUUUAGUAUGAUUGUGAAAAAUAAUUACGAUAUAUUGUAAGUACGC
This is a messenger RNA of Branchiostoma floridae (Florida lancelet), 1922 nucleotides long. RefSeq lists its product as uncharacterized. The record is from RefSeq and is a predicted model, not a curated record. Lineage: Eukaryota; Metazoa; Chordata; Leptocardii; Amphioxiformes; Branchiostomatidae. The transcript is spliced from 6 exons. The coding region runs from base 222 to 839 and encodes 205 amino acids.